Messenger RNA from Polychytrium aggregatum, 1265 nucleotides. RefSeq lists its product as uncharacterized. Lineage: Eukaryota; Fungi; Chytridiomycota; Chytridiomycetes; Polychytriales. Gene Ontology annotation, molecular function: protein binding. The record is from RefSeq and is a predicted model, not a curated record. Bases 70 to 810 code for a protein of 246 amino acids. The transcript has 8 exons.
CCUCAAACUGCUCUCUUGCGCAUCCGUCGUCCCGGACAUUUGUUAGAAUUCCAGCUGAUAAGCGCUGCGAUGGGAAAGUCCGUCAAGGCCACCAUCACCGACACCCAAGAGGCGCAUGAUGAUUUUCUGGAUCUCGACGACCGAGGGCUGAAGGAGAUUCCGCCAGAGCUUUGGAACUUGACAUGGCUCACACGGCUGAACCUAUCGCACAACAGGCUGAAUGUUCUCACCACCGAGAUCACAAGACUUUCCAAGCUGACCAGCUUCACUCUCUACGCAAACCAAAUCUCGUAUCUCCCACAAAAGAUCAGCACCCUUCCAAAUCUGAAGCGGCUGUGUGUGAGCAACAACUCGCUCGAGGAGCUGCCGUCGGGGUUUGGAUGCUGUCCUGCCUUACAGUACCUCGAUGUUUCGUGCAACUUUAUCAAAGAGAUUUCGUCCAACUUUGGGUUUCUGACCACCCUCAAGGAGCUUCAUCUUGCCGAUAAUCAACUCAAGACUUUGCCCAAAGAAAUCGGCAAUCUGCACUCUCUCCAAACGUUGGUUGUCCGUGAUAAUGAAAUCGAGCAGCUCCCGCCGGAGAUGGGCAAGCUCUCACAGCUCAAGUCACUGUUGGCCCAGGGAAACAGAAUCAAGACACUGCCAAAGGAGCUUGCAAAUGUGCCCCUCUCUUUGGAUGGCUCCGUAUUGCGUCUGGCCGCAAACCCUCUUCACCAAACCAUUGUGGACAAACUGAAGGCAGGCGGUGUCAAGGAACUGUGGACUUUCAUGAAGACUUUGGAAUACGAGGCGAUUCUCCCCAAACAGUAGCUCGACGAUUAUAUAUGGAUGUGUAUUCGGGAUCCGGAAAACAGCAGCCAUUAACGAUAGAAGCAAGAUGUCUCCGUUACGUUUCUUGAAUAAAAAGUGGCGAUUCUAUGAAAAAUAUUGUGUGCGUAUAUGGGUUUGUGGUGUUUGUGUGCUUGUGUGUCUGUGUAUCUCUACGAUCGAAAGAAACGAACGGCAAAUCAUAAUUGGGUGCAUAGUUUUGAUGCCUCACGCUAAUGGUGAUGAUGGCCAGCAAAGGGUUGUGCCAUCAAAGAAACGAGGUUCUUGAAAAGGUUGGUGUCGCAGCGGUCUCAUAGCUUCUAGGCAAGAUGGAGCCGUGCCUGUGUCGAGGGCGACUGAGCUGUCCGAAUGCUCGAAUACUCGCGCCGUGCUCCAGUAUAGGGAUACCAAAGCUUCGCGAAAUGUGAAGCCGGUGCACCAGUCGAUCUUUGUCGCAG